Fusarium oxysporum Fo47 is the source of this 1188-nucleotide messenger RNA. Its product is annotated as Malate/L-lactate dehydrogenase. Gene Ontology annotation, molecular function: oxidoreductase activity. The transcript has a single exon. The record is from RefSeq and is a predicted model, not a curated record. NCBI's taxonomy places the organism in Eukaryota, Fungi, Ascomycota, Sordariomycetes, Hypocreales, Nectriaceae. Bases 64 to 1134 code for a protein of 356 amino acids.
CAAAACAUCUCAGUGGUCUUUAAAACACUAGAUUGAGCUCAUAACUUACUUAUUCACUCCAUCAUGGCUGAAAAUCAAGACUCCCAGAAGUUCCCAAUCGCCGCCUCAGAAGCACGACGCUUCAUUGAAGAAGUCCUCAAAGGCAACGGGAUCCCCUCUGAGAAUGCCUCCAUCAUCGCCCGCUGUUUAGUCGCCGCCGAUCUCCGCGGCGUCGACACCCACGGCAUGAACCGAAUCCCCUCUUACAUGGAGCGUCUCCGUCAAGGCGUCCUCAACGCCAGCGCCCAGCCAAUUCUCACUCAAGUCACACCCGCCGUAGCUCAAGUCGAUGGCCAAAACGGCUUCGGCUUCGUAGCAGCUCACAAGGGCAUGGCAGCUGCUAUUGAGUCUGCAAAGGUGUUUGGUAUUGGCAUGGCGAGCAUCAAGCACUCUAACCAUUUUGGUAUGAGUGCUUGGAUUGUGCAGCAGGCUCUUGAUGCGGAUAUGAUGAGUUUGGUGUUUACAAACUCGAGUCCUGCGCUUCCUGCGUUUGGUGGAAAGAGUAAGCUAUUGGGUGUUUCGCCUAUUGCUUGCGGUGCGCCUGGUAAAGGACCCAUGGAGAACUUCAUCCUUGAUAUGGCGCCUUCUGUAGCUGCAAGGGGAAAGAUUUACAAGGCGAAGAGAAGGGGCGAAAAGAUUCCCUUGGAUUGGGCACUUGAUGCUGAGGGACGUCCAACAGAUGAUCCCGAAGCUGCUCUCGGUGGUGUCAUGUUACCAAUGGGUGGCCCCAAGGGUUCUGCACUGUCAAUCAUGAUGGAUGUAUUCUCAGGGGUUCUUUCAGGCUCAGCCUUCGCUGGCCAUGUCACUGGCCCCUACGAUCCUUCCAAGCCUGCAGAUGUUGGUCACUUCUUGGUAGCUAUCAAGCCUGACCUCUUCAUGAACCUGGAUGAGUUUAGAGAAAGGAUGCAGUACCUUUACGAGCGUGUAGUCGGGUCAGAAAAGGCUGCCGGGGUUGAGAGGAUUUAUUUCCCUGGUGAGAUUGAGCAGCUGGCUCAGAAGGAGAGGGAGAAGACUGGCAUUCCUCUAGUGCAAGCUGAGAUUGAUGCGUUGAAUGCUGAGGCAAAGAAGGUUGGGGCAGAACCGCUGAAAUUUUAAGUAUGUAAUUAUAGAAUUUUGACAGCAUUCUCAAAAUUGGAGAUCAUUUGUUUU